Molecule: messenger RNA, 282 nt
Organism: Acaulospora colombiana
Lineage: Eukaryota; Fungi; Glomeromycota; Glomeromycetes; Diversisporales; Acaulosporaceae
Source: the annotation of a GenBank genome assembly
GGGCUGGCCGUGGUGGCGGCAGCGGCAGCUUUGCCUUUGGCGGCCGGUGACGAAGGCACGUCUGGCGCAAAAGAUAAGGAGCGUUUUGCUCUGUCUACUGGUGCAGCACCUGAAUAUGUGUUUGCUCGUCUUGGUUCUGGAGGAGAGCCAGAGGAGGAGCCAGAGGAGGCUGCAGAGAGGCUCGAGGUCGCGCUCACAUUCGCAACCGGCUUGGAGGGCCGCCUCAAGAUCGUUGCGGGAGGGUGGGAUAUGGGAACGUGGCUAGAUUUUGCAAAACGCUAG